Messenger RNA from Globicephala melas (long-finned pilot whale), 7874 nucleotides. It is a transcript of the gene CYB561D1, whose product is annotated as cytochrome b561 family member D1. The record is from RefSeq and is a predicted model, not a curated record. Gene Ontology annotation, molecular function: heme binding; transmembrane monodehydroascorbate reductase activity. NCBI's taxonomy places the organism in Eukaryota, Metazoa, Chordata, Mammalia, Artiodactyla, Delphinidae.
GCACCGCCAUGCAGUCCCUGGAGGUAGGUCUGGUUCCCGCUCCACAGAGGGAGCCGAGACUGACCCGGUGGCUGCGGAGAGGCAGUGGGAUCUUGGCGCACCUGGUCGCUUUGGGCUUCACCAUCUUUCUGACAGUGCUGUCCCGGCCAGGAACGAGUCUUUUCUCCUGGCACCCUGUAUUCAUGGCCUUGGCGUUCUGCCUCUGCAUGGCUGAGGCCAUCCUACUCUUCUCGCCUGAGCACUCCCUGUUCUUCUUCUGCUCCCGAAAGGCCCGGAUCCGACUCCAUUGGGCGGGGCAGACCCUAGCCAUCCUCUGUGCAGCCCUGGGCCUGGGCUUUAUCAUCUCCAGCAGGACCCGCAGUGAGCUGCCCCACCUGGUGUCCUGGCACAGCUGGGUAGGGGCUCUGACAUUGCUGGCCACUAGCGUCCAGGCACUGUGUGGGCUCUGCCUCCUCUAUCCCCGGGCAGCCAGGGUCUCAAGGGUGGCUCGCCUCAAGCUCUACCAUCUGACAUGUGGACUGGUGAUCUACCUAAUGGCUACGGUAACAGUGCUCCUGGGUAUGCACUCUGUGUGGUUCCAGGCCCAGAUCAAAGGUGCAGCCUGGUACCUGUGUCUGGCGCUGCCCCUCUAUCCAGCCCUGGUAAUCAUGCACCAGAUCUCCAGCUUCUACUUGCCAAGGAAGAAAAUGGAAAUGUGAAUUCCUCCAAACUGUGAAUCAAGAUGGGACACUUGACUUGGACUUCAGUGGUUCCUUUGGUGACCUUCAGGGAUCUACUUCAGAAGUGGUAGGGUUUUUGUAUUUCUUAGCUGGGCUAGGGGCUGCAGAAACCCAAACUGCUGUUGCUGACAGAUGACUCAGUGGGCCCAAAUGGGGAAAUGUAUGGGGCGCAAGUGAAAGGUGAUGGGGAGCUUGAUCCUGAAGCCUCCACUCUUGAUGGGAGCCAGAAGUGUCGGGUGGUGGUGGUGAUGGUACUGGCAGUCAUUUCUUGCUUGCAUGCCUGGUGAAAAGUUGGAUUCCUGUAACUUAUGAAUGACAGCUAUGGCUCUUUGGAUCACUUUGAGAAAGCAGUGUAGUGGAGAGAGCCAAUGGGUCUUGUUUAUGGGGUGUGGUCCUUGUACACGCUAUUGUGGGACCUGAUGCGAGUCACAUGUCUCAGGACCUCAGUUUCCUCAUCUGUGUAAUGAGUGAUUGUUUCUAAACAAUUUCUCUUAACAUUCAGUGUCUGUCAAGUUGAUGUCACAGAACACCCUCCCAGGUCUGAACUGUGGGUUGGCCCACUCAGCAGACUCAGAGUGUAAUUCUUACAUUCAUUGCCUCCUUACCCCUGUGGAGGGACAGGUCUGCUCUCGUGGCCUUUCAGGAAUCUGUGCCGAUUUGGCCCCUGCACCAGGGGACAAGGGGUCAGGCACUGUGGAGAGAAGGGGCCCAGGUGAGGGUCUCCAGAACAUCAAGACAGUAAAGGCACUAAAGUCACUUUAAAACUUUUGGAGGAGCAAAAGGGCAUUGGCUUAACUAAGCCUCGGCUGGGCUUCUUAGCCCAGCUAAGAACGUCCUUCAGCUCACUUCAGGAUCUGGGCUUGAGGGCUGCGAGACAUCCAUUCUCAGUGGCAAAGUAGUCCUGAACAUCUCAUGUUUUGUCCUUCUUAGGGCUCAGGUCCUUGCCUUAGCACAUAGCUUCGUGCAGCUCUUCCGAAGCUGUUAGAACAAAAUAAGAGUCAAGGAAAUGGGGCAGGGCUCUUCUGAUCUAAGAGAAAACAAAGUGUCUCUGGUUCCCCUUCUCCCCUCGUCAGCUAAGCUUUCCUCAAGUGUCAUCUCUUGCCAGCUCUUUGGCCCAGGACGGGGCUGAAUUUGGUGCCAGCUGGCAAAUGAGGGCUGGGCUCUCCUCUUCCCUGCAGAGACCCCUCCUUGUUCCAAACUGAAAGUAUCAGUAGUUCCCCAGACUGCCCUCGGUGAUAAGGGCUGGCUGCUAGAUUGGUUGACUGUCGUCUGGCUCAGUCGGGGAGCUGGGACCUCCGUAGACCAUGGCAAAUACUGAAAACGGCUGAGUCAGGAAAUUGGUGUUAAGGCUGGUAGAGAGAGCUCAGUGGGAACUCUGGGAGGCCUGGGGUGUAGGGCCUGGAGCUCUAGGUCCCAGGAGCAGGGGUAGAUGUUCCUAGAUAGCAAUAUUUUGGACAUCUCAGGUCUUUAGAAGAUUCAAGACCUCCUUUCUGGGUGGCUCAGAAGCAGGGAGGUUGGUAUGGUUCAACAGUACAGGAGUGAGAACUGCAGGGGCAGAGGGGUUCUCUGAGCGGACCUCGCUAGGAUCCUCCCGGGUCAGGUGUCAUCUCCUAGGAGCUCUCCAGACCCUGAGCAUCUCAAGGGGGACCCCUGCUAUGCAGAGGGUGAUUGUUCCUGUCUUUUUCAUUGACCCCUCUCCCCUCUCCAACUCCUCAGUGUGUUCUGAACUUGGGAGAGAUGGUUGCUGGGGCUGCAUGGAGGAGAUUCUCACUGAGGGUCGCUUUGAUCAGGGAGCCCAUCACCCCUUGCCCACCACAGUCAGUGCUGGGAGUCUUACUCUGUCUAUAGCAGGGUAGGAAGGCUGGGUGGGGUUCACCAGCUUGCUCUGGGAGCCAAGCAGGCAACACCAUAAAGCCCGAGCCUGCCUGAGGUGUUGCCUCCUCCCAGGUGGUGCGGGGGCUGGUGAGCGGGCAGGCUGGCUGACAGCCGGCAGUUUGCGUGGGCAGUGCCAGCUGAUGUCUAUUCCCAGCCCUGGGAGGAAGGGGGAAGUCAUUUAUAUUCCGCAGGAGGAAGGGGUCCCAGCUGUCACUUCUCUGACCGGUAGGCCUUGGGGGUGGGGGGGCAGAGGCACAGGGCAGAGGGGGGCACAGGUGGUCUCCUGCUUAGCCAGUCUGAUUGCAGUAUAGGGAGGAGGUCGCCAGGAGGAGCCCUUCUUCCCAGCUGGCCAGAUUGUAGGGGGACUUCCCUCCGCUCCCCUCCUUUCUCCUUCCAUCACCACCUGCCCUCACAUCCUGGGGCAGCAGCUGGGCAACCAUUAGACCUCAGUGCCAGAGCACUCUUCCUCCAGCUGGGAUCUCGGGGGCUGACGGCUGCAUAUGCCUCUUGCUUGUGUGUUUCCUCCUCCCUACACCCUCUAUCCCCCCACCUCCCUGUAUCUCCCCAUCUGGGGUGUUAUCUGGGCUCCUCAGGAGUGAGGCAGAGGCCUUGUGGGAGAAGCAAAUGGCUGCCCUUUUGCCCUUGUCCCCUAACUAGGGAAAGCUGCUAGUAGCCAGCCUGUUUUGCCUUUAAAAAAAAAAAAGCCAGGGUGUUCAAGUUUUUUUAAAUUCUGUGUCAUUUGCACAAAUUUGCAUAUCAAGCUCACUAAGUCCUGAUUCCGAAUAUGAUUACAUUCAAACUCAGCCUUGAGGACAUUAGAAAUAUAGAUGCUUUUUGUAUCUAAAUCCAAAUGGUAAUAGGAUCACCAUUCUGGGUUCACGUACCACCCCAAAGCCCCCAUCUUUCCCAUAGCCACCGCUUUCCCACCCCAACACUUCCCCCCGCCCUGCCCCUGGCUGGGGGGUGGUGUUGAAUGGCAGGAGCUCUGUCUGGGGAAGUCUCCCAGCCUCACCUUCUUGGCUUUUCAGCUGCAUCAAAGGUAGGCUGCUAUCUCUUGCCAGCCUGUGCCUCCUCUGUCUGCACCCUCUCACAGCGCAGACUACCUCUCCCCACUCCAACACCGGCCUGUCCCUCCCUUCUCAUCGUCCCCACCCUUCCACCCCUGGGCAUGGCUGCCAGUGGGUCUUGUUUUUAAAACCUCACCGUGGGAGAUCCAGGCAUUCUUCCUGAGCCAGCUGGCUGCUAUGCCUAGACCCGUUCGGAGUUAACAAUAAUCAUUAGCUGAACAGUGCUGGGGCUUUUCAGCUCCAGAUCUCUAAGCACUUGCAGGCUGAGUCAGCCAGCCCUCACCUUCCCCCUCUUCUUGGGCUGCAGAGGGAGGAGGGGUCAGGAGUCUCACUUCCCAGCCAAGCCUCAUCCUUCCUCUGGGAGCGGGCCCUGAGCAUCCUCUGAGUAAACUAAUAAGGCCUUUUCACCUGACAAAGGUCAAGAUGUAGGGAACGUAGUACAUGCUCCACUGACACUGGUAGUGGUGGCUGUUGACCUUGAACCUCUAGUACCCCUGCCCUUCCUUCUGUUGACCUGUCUUGGCCUCCAGGGGACACCCCUGACUCCCUCAGCAUUUCUGGUGGCCCUCUGCAGGCUUAGGGAGCAGGGAGGCGUCUGGUUCAGUGCUCCCGCUGCCCCUGCGUCUGGUUGGCAUAAAGAGCCUACGUAUCAUGAAGUGAAAAGUGAAUCGACCUGGGAGCUAGGAAACCUGCAGUCUGGGUUUACCCAGCUCCUAACACUGGUGUGGCCACAGGCAGAUCACUUACUGCUUGACCUAUCUCACAGGGAUGUUGUGAGCGCUAGAUGACAGAAUGCUAUGUUAACAGGCAUUGGGAAGUUCAAAGCAUUAAACAGAUGUAAACAGGUGGUAUUACGUGCUUGUCCUUAUCUCUCUUUCACUCAACCUGGCUCUGGGUUUUAUGCUUCUUUUAGGGAGGCAAUAAACAGUUAUGGAUAAUGAUGCUUAGAGGACCCAAGUCUCUGAGAGGUUGUGUUGCUGGCCAUCACUGGAGAACACAGACAUUUCCUCCUAGAUGCAAGGUCAGGAACGCCACCAAGGCUAUGACUCUAGUGAAGCUUGCCCUGAGUGCUGCCAGCUAGUGCUUUCAAGUCACAGGGCUGAUUGCAAAUCUGGGAGUCAGUUAUCCCCCAGGUCCAGCCUGAAGUUCCUGGAGCUGGUCUUAGUCUGGAGCUCCUGGUCACAAGUCUAUCUAAAUUUCUCCUACCUAAUUCUGCUCUUCUGAGGGAAAGGCGGAGCAGACAAUCCAGGAAGGGAUUGGACACAGCAAUGGACACAACACUGCCACACCAGCCCUCUGGUUUCCCCCAUAGCCACAGGCUGCCUCAGGCCCUCACCCAGGCACAGCGUGGAGGUGGGGAGCUGUGAGACACAACCCCUGGCUUGUUCACGGGUUUGUUUCUCCUUCCUUGUUUCAGGCUCUUGGAGUAGGAUCACAGCCCCUUCCUCCUCAAAGGACUUUAUUGGAAUUAAAACACACACGCACAUGCACACACACAUACACACGCCAUGAAAGCAGUUAUGUUUAAAUUAGAAGAAGGAUACUUUCCAUUCCAUUGGUCUGAGAACAGCCAGCAGUCUGCCUGGAGUGGACACAGAGAGGCAGGCACCCCAGGAGCGCAGAGGCUUCAGUAUUUGUUUUUUAAUCUUGGUGGGUUUUAUUUUAUUUUUUUUUCUCUGUCCUGGGAUCCAGGAAUGAAACACUAGUCAGGCAUUGCAGUCAUGGCCUCAGCAAAGCAUAGGCACAGAGAAGACACAGCUGAAAGGCAGGAGGAUAGUGGCCCAGAACUGCCCUGGAUGGUGGUUUGAUGUAGACAGUCUCCAGCACUGGGCUAAGCUUAAAGCAGACAGAUUUCCUCCAUUCCCUCCAGUAAGACCGCCUUCUCCCUACCCACCCACCCACCCAGAAGGCUUGACUAAGUUACCAAUGUGCAGGGAAUAAGUUCCGGUUUUUAAUCUACCUGCUAUUAGAAUUUCCCAGAUUUUUUAAACCUCUGUUAAAAGCAGAUUAAGCAGCUACUUCAGGCUAGUCUCUGGUACCAGAGGAUUCAACUUUGUCUCAUUGAGUAUACAUGAGAGUCCCCCAGCACCCCUCUCUUUAAAGCAGAUUCCCACUUAUCUCACAGUGCUUUCUAAGGAUGCCCAAGACUGGGCUCGGCCUUUCUGCUUAGGUCCACGCCUAAAGCAAACUACGGCCAAGUGAAGGAGCAGUGGGAGGUGCAGGAAAAGCAGCACAAAGUUCUAUCCAGCUACAGUCCUGUGUGCAUGUUUGUAUGGGUGUGCACAUGCAUACACCCCCCCCCCAACUUUGGGGUCAGUGACUCUCACCUUAUGUGUGUCAGUGCUGUAGGGCACCUAGAAGUUCCUGCAGGGCCUCAUGUCCUAAAGGUUGGUUCUCUCCAUGCCCUCUGUGAUUGUGGGACUAACAAAGCCUAUGUCUGACUGGAAGCCCUCAGGGCAGGAAAACACUUCAUGUUUUCCACACAACAAUAUAUAAGCCUGGUGAAAGGGCUUGACGUGGCAGCUGCUUUAGCUCUCCUCUCUGAAGCCUGGGGAGAGGAAGCAUCCAGCAUAGGCUCACUGUAGCCAGACCAGAAGAGCUAACCAUACUACUGCAUGGGCCUGAGACUUUUCUGCAGUGUGGGUGGGAAAAGUGAUGCUUCCCCAGCGGUUGCCCGGGAGACAAGAUAAGGGGUACAAGAGCUGCAUCUGCAGAAAGGGAAGGAGUUUGAGAGAUCAGAUGGAAGAGAGACUAGGCUGGGCAAUCCACUGAACUCCCAUUUUCUGUUCUAAAAGGUAACCAUCAUACUAACCUCAUCCAUUCUCCUGCAGUGCCACCUAAGAGGAGCUAGGGGAAGAGCUGCAAAACAUGGCAGACAAAACUGCACAUCUUGGCCAGAACCUAUGGAACUCCCUGGGGGGCUGGGGAAGGGGGGAGAAGGGGAGGGUUGAAGAGAUGCAGCCACGGAUUCCUUGGGAUGAUGGAGAAAGGAGUAUCAAAACGUUUCAGGCACAGAGACAGGGCUUGGCACAGGCCAAAAUACAGGGGAGAACUCUCAGUAGUCUUCCCCAGAUCUGUUCUCUUUAUCAGCUCACCCUCUUGGCUAAACUCAGCCAUAGCAAAAACUGCUUUGGAAAGAUUAAAAAAUACUAUAUAAAUGUAGACUCUAGGGGUGCUCUGGCAUCAACAUCUGUCAUUGCAUUGACUGCCAAGGUUGACUGGUCUGAUGUGGCUGGCUGUGAGGUCUCUCCAUCCAUCACCACUUUACUUGUUCCUCAUGAAGAGAAAAAGACAGCUUUCCAGACAGAGGAGGACUGUCCUUUGGUCAAGAUUUUAUCAAUGUAAGAAAUUAGGUAAUUAUUCAAAUUCUGAUUCUUAUUUUAUUUUUUGACUGCACUGCAUGACUUGCGGGAUCUUAGUUCCUCAAGCAGGGAUUGAACCCGUGCCCCCCUGUAGCGGAAGUGUGGAGUCCUAACCACUGGACCGCCAGGGAAUUCCCCAAAUUCUGAUUCUUUUAGUUUCUCUUUUCCUUAUACCAUUUCCUCUUCCCUUGUGGAAUCUACCAUGACAAUCCCCUACCAAGAGAGUAGCCAAAGAAACUGCAUGUUCAGACUUUAGUAGAAUCCAGUCCAAUUUCUGGUAAGCUGUCUUCUGUACCAAGAAAGUGGGGACCGCAUUUCUGUGUUCUGUGCAAUGCCUAGGACAUAUUACACUGUCAAUGAAUAAUAACCUUCCUAUUAAAUUAAUAUACUUCAAGCCAAACUAAGAUGGUUACCAUUCACGACAUGAACAUAUACCGGUAAUAAUCAAAAUACUGUGAAACCGACCUGCUCUCCCAUCGUUUCUUUUAACCCAGUCCAAGCAUUUUUCCAUGGUACAGUUUGCAGGCUUGAUCCAGACUUUUAAGAGAACUCUUCAGGGAGACAACCCUCCUCCCCAGGGAUCCAGAAAGCCUUCUUUAUUUACAGGCUCUAGCCCCAAGUCAUGGAAUUUCUAAACUCUCUCUUGCUAAAGCGUCAGUGACAUUUCUUUUGAGAAUAUCUGCCAGGUUGGCAAACUAUGGUCUGCUGGCCAAAACCAACCUGCUGCCUGGUUUUGUAUGGUCUGUGAGCUAGUAAGAGUUUGUGCAUUUUUAAAUGGUUAAAAAACCUCAAAUACAUGUUACAAUGAUAUGGCAAUCGCAUUUUAAUGUCCAUAAAUAAAGUUUUACUGG